This is a messenger RNA of Aspergillus saccharolyticus JOP 1030-1, 1490 nucleotides long. RefSeq names its product WD40 repeat domain-containing protein. The transcript is spliced from 2 exons. Lineage: Eukaryota; Fungi; Ascomycota; Eurotiomycetes; Eurotiales; Aspergillaceae. The record is from RefSeq and is a predicted model, not a curated record. The coding region runs from base 84 to 1340 and encodes 418 amino acids. Gene Ontology annotation, molecular function: protein binding.
AAAAAGUAGUAGCUCUUGAGAUUCCAAAAAAGCUAGAGUGAAUUUUGACAGGCCUUUUGCCUCAAUUGACAAAUCUCACAACCAUGUUCGACACGGUUUGCACCCUGCCGCUAUCAGCGGACCUGUUCUCACAGGCCAUUCACCCCAACGAACCCAUAGUCUCCGUUGGUCUUGCUACCGGCCACGUCCAGACCUACCGACUGCCCUCCGAAGAGACAGACAGCGACGAUGACGGGGCCUCGACCUCUUCCUCCCGCAAUGGCAAGGGCCAUAUUGACACCAUGUGGAGCACGAGACGACACAAGGGCAGCUGUCGGUGUUUGACAUUUGCGUUGGACGGCGAGACGUUGUACUCCGCGGGAACGGAUGGGCUGGUCAAGGCCGCGAAGGCGGCGACCGGGGUUGUGACGAACAAGAUCGCGAUCCCCACGGCAAAGGAUGGAUCUGUCGACGCUCCCACCAUUGUACACGCUCUUUCUCCGCAAACACUCCUCCUCGCCACCGACUCCAGCGCUCUUCAUCUCUACGACCUCCGCACCCCGUUCUCCAAAGUCUCGGCCAAGCCGCAGCAAUCGCACCACCCUCACGACGACUACGUUUCCUCGCUCACGCCUCUUCCCGCGUCCGAUACCAGCACCUCUGGGUUCAGCAAGCAAUGGGUGACCACAGGUGGUACUACACUGGCCGUCACGGAUCUGCGUCGGGGUGUGCUCGUGCGCAGUGAGGACCAGGAGGAGGAGCUAAUCAGCUCCGUAUACAUCGGCGGGCUGGCUUCGAGCGGGACGAGCCGCGGGGAGAAGGUGAUUGUGGGUGGCUCCAACGGCGUGCUGACGCUGUGGGAAAAGGGCGCGUGGGACGACCAGGACGAGCGCAUCUAUGUCCAACCCCGCAGUGGUGGCGCCGACUCCCUGGAGACGCUGACGGUCGUGCCGGAGGAGCUCGGCAAGGGCAAGAUGGUCGCCGUGGGAAUGGGCGGCGGUGCAGUCAGGUUCGUCCGCAUCGGUAACAACAAGGUCGUCUCUGAGGUCAUGCACGAUGAGACGGAAGGCGUGAUUGGGCUAGGCUUCGACGUCGAAGGGCGCAUGGUCAGCGGAGGUGGCCAGGUGGUCAAGGUCUGGCAUGAAGCGGUUGGUUCAAGCGGUGCCAAUGGCUCUUAUUUGGGCGACAAGCGCAGGUACGGCGAUAGUGAUGACAGCGACGAUGACGAGGUUGACAGUGAUGCCGAGUCUGGAGAUGAUAGCGAAGAGGAAAGACCGCAGGCGGUGCAGGCCAAGAAGCGCAAGAAGGGCAAGGGAGGCAAGGGAGGACAGCAGAUCAUGGCUUUCGCUGAUAUGGACUAAGUGAUACCCCCGGGAAAAUGAACAGUGGUGAUACGGUGGCAUCGAAGAGGUAUAAGGUAUAGUGAUGCCCUCCUUGAUGACUUCAAGCAAGUCGCGUGGAUGUCAUAGCCAUUGAAAGAGCAAGUAUAACACACUCUAAUACAAACCAAG